AUGAAGAGAAAAUAAUUACAUCUCCCAACCAGGAGAAGUAGAUCAAAUGCUUUAAGAGAUAAACUUAAGCUUUUGCUAGAGGAAAUUUUAUUAUGGAUGGAUAUGAACAUGUUUGGAGAUCUAUUUCCAAGUUUACAUGUAGCUGCUGUUAUAAUGCAUGGAGUAAUUGUUGUGAUAGUAUUUUACAGAUUUCCAAGAAGAAUAUUAAUCGGAGAAAAUGUUCCAGGAGUAUUUAUUGAUAAAUAAAUUAUGUUAAAUGCAAUUAAUGAUCAAGACAAUCCAACUGAAUUAGAAAAUUAAAAUGCUUUUGAAUGA
Molecule: messenger RNA, 315 nt
Organism: Stylonychia lemnae
Lineage: Eukaryota; Ciliophora; Spirotrichea; Sporadotrichida; Oxytrichidae
Source: the annotation of a GenBank genome assembly